UGCGUUUCUCUUGAAAAAUUUAGUGUGUUAAGUUUGGCAUGUUACUGCUCUAGAAAUUUAUGAGGAGUUAUAAUGGCUCGGUUUACAACAUCCGUUUUGGCACUAUUUUUUAUCCUUUUUUCAAACGUUUGCUCAUUCUGGCCACCCCUUCUUUACUGCUUUGCAUUCUAGAAAUCACCUCUAUUCCUCGGUGGACCGCGAAGUGUGACGUUUUCCUUACCCGUUGCACCUAGGAUUCCACCACAUCCAUCGUCUUUACGUUCGCUGGCUCGAAGGCAGCGGGAGAAUAGUCUUCCCUCGCUCCCCGCCCUUGCGCGUUAUCGGGCGACUGUGGAGGAUCAUACCAAUGACAACUCGGCGGUCGUGUGCAGAGAUGUCAAUCAAAGCAGCUUUAGCUAUGCAAGAGCGGCGACAACAAGAACUCCGGACAGUCUCGUACAACACCGUCCACCAAUAAGUGGCGCUCAAACUAGUAGGAUUCACAGGGACAUUCAUCAUGUACAACAAAGCAGUCUGCUCAGUCCACCACAGCAGUUUAAUACUGGUGGAGCGUUGGCCUCAGCACGCUCUGCUUGUUGUGAAGACACGGCAAUUCGAAGUUUCUCGUGCUGCUCGUGUAUUCACCAGCCUGAUGAACAGCAUGAAAGUAGUACGUCCCUUUUACUCGCAUCUUCACGGAGAAAUACGCCAAGCAGGUUAAGGCAAAGCACGGCAAUUCCACGCGAAAGUACAAGCUGCAUAUCUUCAACAAGUCAGCAGAUGACAUCACGUCCACCUCCUGGUGUAAUUGUAACUGCACCUCCUACUUCUACCCAUGAAACGCCACCGUCGAACGAUAUCGAACUUGUCGUUCGAAAAAUGUCAGGCAAUUUUGUGAUGCGCCGGCGCUUUGUUCCACAGACUCCGCUGUCCUUUUUAAAGAUAGCAGUGUUACACGCUUUGCAACAAGAAAAUGAGUCACUUUCAAGCGCCGACGUAAAAAUUACUCUGGUCGUUUCGCACGAGGACGAUGUACAGAUGAACAACGAAAGCACAGAUGUGCAGGAGCCUGAGCCGCGUCAUGGAGUGUUCUACACGUCACAAACUAAAGCUGCUUGUAAAUUACCUGCACGACCACGACAGACCUUCGGCAUACUGUUUUCGUCAUCGUCUUCGUCCGGCGAUUUUCAUUUUGCUUGCAAAAGCAGAUCUUCAAGUAGAUGCGACGAGUUUUCAUUUGGCGAACUCUACAAGCCAGAAGUCGUAGAUCAAGCAAAAACUCCAAUUUAAAAUUUUGGCGGACGACCUAGCGGCAGCGCUAUCUUUUGCAUCUUCCAUUGAACAUGGUGGACGAGCCGACUGCUCUCAUAGGGAUGAAAUCGUGGAUACACAUGCUCCGCCAAAUAGAAAUAAUCAUAAGCGAACCUUGGAACAUCAACAAAAGAUAUUAAACCCAAAAGAGAGGCAGAGGCUAGUGUGCACUGUCAUAUUGCAGAGUGCUUACGCCGAGCAGCAGGAGUCCUUCUGUUCCUCGGUGGCACCUUCAGAGAUUUUUCAACCAGAAUAAUAAUCACAUUCCUAUUACUGAAAAGCGUUCCAAUGAAUAGCGUUCGAACUACC
Molecule: messenger RNA, 1599 nt
Organism: Amoebophrya sp. A25
Lineage: Eukaryota; Dinophyceae; Syndiniales; Amoebophryaceae
Source: the annotation of a GenBank genome assembly